AUCAUCCCAACACAAUCAUUUUUAUUUCUUUCUUCCUUCUUUCCUUCAUUGUUCAACACCACACGAAACAAAAACCUCCAGCCACUAGGAUUCCAGCACGCCAUUCCCUGAUUCCCUCUUCUAAUCUCAGUCUCCCCUUCCUUGUCGGAGAAUCAAGUUUCAAAGAUGGCAACAACAUUCACAUUCACACUCGCACUAGCAUUAUUCUCACUAUUCUCUCUCCUCAUCUCCGCCGCAUCCUCCGUCGUUAACUCUUCCUUCGUCGACCUCCUCUCUCACCGUCCCUUGCGCACCGGAAACCUCUGCGAUCAACUCAUCAUUCCCUCCGGUUACCCUUGCUCCGAACACACCGUUCAAACAAAGGAUGGAUUUAUACUGGCUCUUCAGCGCGUCUCAUCUCAUUCUUCGGAGAAAUUGAGGUCGCCACGAGGUCCUCCUGUGCUUCUUCUACAUGGACUAUUUAUGGCAGGUGAUGCUUGGUUUUUGAACUCAAAGGAAGAAUCUUUGGGCUUCAUUCUUGCUGAUCGUGGUUUUGAUGUGUGGGUUGCUAAUGUACGGGGGACACGUUGGAGUCAUGGACAUGUAUCUCUUUCAGAGAGAAGCAAGGCAUUUUGGGAUUGGAGCUGGGAGGAACUGGCUUUAUAUGAUCUUGCAGCAAUGGUACGGUAUAUAUAUAGGGAGACAGGUUCAAAAAUUUUCCUUGUUGGACAUUCACAGGGGACAAUAAUGUCUUUGGCUGCUUUUACUCAGCCAGACAUAGUGAAAAUGGUGGAAGCUGCUGCUUGUCUUUGUCCAAUAUCAUACUUGAAACAUGUGAAUGCACCAUUUGUUCUUCGGAUGGUUAAUAUGUACCUGGACAAGAUGAUUCUUGCAAUGGGCUUUCAUCAAGUAAAUUUUCACAGUGAUAUAGGAAUUCAGCUUCUGGAUUCUGUAUGCGAUGGACAUCUAGACUGUGAUGACUUGUUGGCUUCUAUAACUGGUAAAAAUUGCUGCUUUAACACUUCAAGAGUGGACUUUUACCUUGAAUAUGAGCCCCAUCCCUCAUCAGCUAAGAAUAUAAACCAUCUUUUUCAAAUGAUCCGUCAGGGUACCUUUGCCAAGUAUGAUUAUGGGAUAUUCAAAAAUAUGAGACUCUAUGGGUCUCUCAAACCUCCCAUGUUUGAUCUUAGCCUUGUGCCUGAGUCAUUACCUUUGUGGAUGGCUUAUGGGGGAAAUGAUGCUUUAGCUGAUGUGAUAGAUGUACAACGCACUAUGAGUGAGUUAACAUGCAAGAAAGAGGUGCUUUAUCUUGAUGAUUAUGGCCAUGUUGAUUUCUUAUUGAGUGUGAAUGCAAAGGAAGACGUAUAUGGACACAUGAUAGAGUUUUUCAGCUCAUGGGGUAAAUCAAGCACCUUCUAAGGGGCUGCUGCAUUGUUCAUCUAUUGUAAAGUUCAUAGCGACACAAUUGGUUGGGUGAAGAAGAUGAUAUAGAUUGAUCAUACAUAGAACAACUAUUCUCUGGCACUCUAUAGCAGGAUCCAUCGAGCUCCUUGUGAUGCUUGGUAAGCUCUUGCUUUCACCUUCACAUGUGUAGUGGUCUUACCCGUGUGAAUAUAUACAGCAUUUUAGGCACUAGAUAGAUCGUAGCUAGGAAGCAUGGAGCAGAUGCUGUAAGCUUACAUUACUCUCUUUCGAGUUUAUCCUACUUUCUUCCUUGCAAUUCCUGAAUGGCAAAUGGUGCUUUUCUGUUGUGGCAUUGUUUUAUUGUAUAUAUAUAUAACAUUCCAUAGUGUA
Messenger RNA from Beta vulgaris subsp. vulgaris (sugar beet), 1773 nucleotides. Its product is annotated as triacylglycerol lipase 1. The record is from RefSeq and is a predicted model, not a curated record. Gene Ontology annotation, molecular function: hydrolase activity, acting on ester bonds. The transcript has 10 exons. The coding region runs from base 166 to 1398 and encodes 410 amino acids. NCBI's taxonomy places the organism in Eukaryota, Viridiplantae, Streptophyta, Magnoliopsida, Caryophyllales, Amaranthaceae. Gene Ontology annotation, biological process: lipid metabolic process.